AUGCUGCCCUGUCGCAUGCGCAGACGUCUUGCACGAGGAUUGAAGAGAAAGCACCUGAACUUGAUCUCUCGUUUGCAAAAGGCAAAGAAGGCCGCCAAUGUUCUGGAGAAGCCGGCUACAGUAAAGACUCACCUGCGUGACAUGGUCAUCCUUCCAGAAAUGGUCGGUUCCGUCAUUGGUAUCUACAACGGAAAAGUUUUCAACCAGACUGAGAUCAAGCCAGAGAUGAUUGGAUAUUAUUUGGGAGAAUUUGCCAUCACCUACAAGCCUGUCAAGCACGGUAGGCCAGGUAUCGGAGCCACCCAUUCAUCACGAUUCAUCCCUCUUAAGUACAGGGUGGAGGCGUUCUUCUUUGGUGAAGAGCGCACAAUAUCCGAAUUUGAAGUAUACUUGGCCAACAAAUCAAAAUGA
Ostertagia ostertagi is the source of this 411-nucleotide messenger RNA. The record is from the annotation of a GenBank genome assembly. NCBI's taxonomy places the organism in Eukaryota, Metazoa, Nematoda, Chromadorea, Rhabditida, Trichostrongylidae.